UGCCUGUUUACCAAGCCUACACUUGAGAGAAACGCUGUCCUACAUCGCCACCAUGUUUCGCAAUCGAGUGAGUAUCCACGUUGCCAGCUUCACUGAAGGUCGGAGAUACCCUUCAAUUGCUCGCUCGUCAGUACAUGGUUUGCCCGUUUUUCACUCAAUCAUGGACACGAGUCGAUCUCGAAACUCGUCAACGGUGGUUCCUAUCGAGGAAGAAUCACUAUCAAGCUAUGAUCCAGCCAAAUAUUUCCCCGUCAAAAUUGGCGAUGUGCUCCACGACCAAUAUUCAGUAAAAGUCAAACUUGGGUUCGGACGAAGCUCAACCACCUGGUUGUGCCAAGAUAAGAGUCAUGCGUUCAAAGUGCUGAAAGUCGGAACAAGCAACGCGAGCUUGCAAGAAGGCAUAGCAAUGCUUCACCUUCAGGAUAAGCACGGCACGCUGGAACAUCCUGGGAGUCAUUGCGUGCGACAAGCUGAAAGCGCAUUUAGCCUCUUUUCACAAACUGGGGAACACAAGUGUUUCGUGUUCCCUCCACUUGGUCCAAGUCUGCUUGAAUUCUCGCGUCGACCCGGAGUAAGCUUUCAUUUAGAACAGGUGCGAUGGAUUGCCACAUAUCUCCUGCAUGGAGUCGCAUUUCUUCAUAGCAGGGGAAUUGUGCACACAGAUAUCAAAUUGGACAACAUCCAGAUGACGCUUCCAGAUCCGGAAGAUGAAACACUUCGGUCAUUCGUCAGAGCGGAGAAGGAGCAGCCAAGUUUCGUAAGCCGUAAAGAAGGGAGUUUGAUAUAUAGCUCUCGUGAGAUGCAACAAGACGAGUUGGGAUACCCCAUACUAUGCGAUUUGGGCUCAGCAGUGAUCGCGAGUAGCCCAAGUCGUGGGCUCAUCCAGGCACUACCGCAUCGUGCUCCUGAGGUCAUUCUUGGAGCGAAUUGGGACGCGAAAGUUGACGUCUGGAACGUUGGAGUGCUAAUAUGGGAGCUCCUAUUUGGGGAACGCUUGUUUGGACAGGAAAAUGAGAUUGAAUCCAUUCGUCUGAUGGUCCGAUACCUUGGGUCUCCACCCAAAAGCCUAGUCGAGCGAUGUGCGAUGGGUACCGAUUUUUUCGAUGAGCAAGGAUGUCUAAAGGGAGAGCGCCUAGAUUACGUUUCUCUGGUGGAUCGGGUGGAGUCAGAGAAGGCGAUGCCGCUCCUGUUCGACUUUCUGAGCUGCGCAUUCAAAUGGGAACCUCGCGAACGAUGUUCGGCCUCUCAACUACUAGAGCAUCCGUGGUUGAAGGAUACUUAGAACUCCGUGCAUUCUAGGCUGGCCAAAUUACGUGGAAGGACGCUCGCUCUCGGCGACGAAUAUCUCAUGUCAUCGCUUCACCCGGCUGCUGUCGCCAAGUAUUUACAUACCACGACUGGAAAAGGCAUCAUCGAGGGUGAAUUCACUACCACGUUCCCUCGGGCCUUAGUAAGUAAAUAGUGUACUUACAUAGCUGUAUAGAUGGAUAUUAAGAAAAUUGAGGGAGGAGAAGAUGCUGAUGGUGUCGGAUGGCUUCAUUUUAGAUAUUGGGAAUCCGGAGUAUAGGUCGUCUGGCUCAUGUGGUUGAAGCGCA
This is a messenger RNA of Dissoconium aciculare CBS 342.82, 1595 nucleotides long. RefSeq names its product kinase-like protein. The transcript has 5 exons. NCBI's taxonomy places the organism in Eukaryota, Fungi, Ascomycota, Dothideomycetes, Mycosphaerellales, Dissoconiaceae. Bases 53 to 1282 code for a protein of 409 amino acids. Gene Ontology annotation, molecular function: ATP binding; protein kinase activity. Gene Ontology annotation, biological process: protein phosphorylation. The record is from RefSeq and is a predicted model, not a curated record.